Molecule: messenger RNA, 342 nt
Organism: Encephalitozoon intestinalis ATCC 50506
Lineage: Eukaryota; Fungi; Microsporidia; Unikaryonidae
Exons: 1
Coding region: 1-342 (113 amino acids)
Source: RefSeq, a predicted model, not a curated record
AUGCGUAAAGAUCCAAUCUCACUGGACAAAGGCGGAUAUAAAGUUAUUGAAAUAUUGUGCAUAUCCAAACCUCUACUUUCUUUAAAAGCAGGAACAGAACAUACAGAGGGCAUGCAUAAGGCACUGGUUCAGAACGAGUCUGGAUACAAGGUUGUUUAUUUCAUCGACCCAAUAGAUUUCGGAGCCGGCAGUAAAAUAUUUCUGAAAGAGAACACGAGCUCUAUAUUGCUUAGAAACACAAAUUACAUUGUGACAUUCAAGAAAAACUAUAGAACAAACACUGCACUGAUCGGAAAAUUACUGCUCAGGAAUGAUGGAACUGCCCAAGGAGUAAAACCAUGA